UCGAGGUUGAAUUCAGUCUGCACUUAUCAUAAAUUGGGGUUGUAUAACUUGCUCUAAAUAAGGCCCUGGCAAGAAAAGCAGACGACAGUCCAGUGUGACAAGUGAUCCUCAAGAACCUUCUGAUCAACAAGAACAAACUCAACAUGAACUACGAUCCAAUUGCAGACAAGCCCUUUCCAACGCUCCUGAAUGACAAUGUUCUACGAGCUGCCCGAGGUCAAAAGACAGACCGUGUGCCAGUGUGGGUGAUGAGGCAGGCAGGAAGAUAUUUACCAGAAUAUCUAGAAACUAGGAAGGGACAAUCAUUUACAGAAUCAGUUCAGAAUCCAGAGAUCUGCUGUGAACUGACGUUACAGCCCAUCCGCCGGUUCGACCUCGACGCUGCCAUCAUCUUCUCUGAUAUCCUAGUUGUAAAUGAAGCUCUUGGAAUCAACUUUGAAUUGGUACCUAAUGAGGGCAUUAAAGUGUUAAACCCCUUAAAAAGUGUUGAUGAUCUGGAACGUCUGCGAACGAAUGUUGAUAUACGGAAGGAACUGCAUUAUGUGUUUGAGGCAAUAUCUCUGACGAGACAUAAACUGGAUGGAAAGGUGCCAUUGUUUGGAUUCAGUGGAGCACCGUGGACGCUGAUGACAUACAUGGUUGAGAAUGGCAGUGCCCAACAGAAGGAACUCGCCAAGAAGUGGUUGUAUGCUGAACCAGAAGCGAGUGCGAAACUACUGCAGAUCAUCACAGAUGUGGUCAUUUCUUACCUGACGGAGCAGGUGGUUGCUGGUGCACAGAUUCUACAAGUCUUUGAGUCCCAUGCAGGCUGUCUGUCAUACCCUGCCUUCUGCAAGUUCUCCUUGCCAUAUCUCCGCAAGAUUGCUGAGGGCGUGAAGAAGAAUCUCGAGAAUAGGAAGAUUUCACCAGUUCCCAUGGUUGUGUUUGCGAAGGAUGCUCACCAUUCUAUCGAAGACCUGUCGGCCUCUGGAUAUGAUGUUGUCGGACUUGACUGGGGAAUUAAACCAAAGAAUGCAAGGAGAUUAGCAGGUGCCAGUGUCACGUUACAGGGAAACCUGGAUCCAUGCGCCCUGUUUGCUUCAAAGGAGGAAAUUGCAAAGAUGGCACGUGAUAUGGUUGACAGAUUUGGAACCCAGCGCUACAUCGCCAACCUUGGCCAUGGUAUCCAUCGCUUCACGAACCCUGACCAUCUAGAAGCAUUUGUCGAUGCUAUUCAUGCCCACUCUAGCCAAGAUGAUGAUUAGGAACACUUCAGUAUUGUUAGGAAUCAAAUCUCUUGUUCAUCUUUUAAAAGCUGUAUUCAGACCACCAUGUGAUCAUGUUGUAGGGGUAGGGUGUGGGGCUGAGUUAUGAUUGCUUAGGUUCCUCCCCCUGAUGGUCACCUGGGGUAGGAGGACACUGCCUCAUUCUGCCAUGUCUUACAGUGGCAAGGGAGGUCUGUAUAGGUCUUUGAAUCAUAGCCUCUCCUGUUGAAACAUUGUAAUGCGCUACAUGGCACAUGCAUGACAACUAGAUCCAAAGCACAUUUAAAUAUCCGUCAAAAUCAUGAUAGACUGAAGGUUGCUCUUCUGGCUCGGACAUAUUUUGAUGAAACGCCUCGACUUGGAGAUCUCUACGCGGGUGAUGAUGGUUGGCCCUCUAGUGUCGUUACUGAAUGAUAUUGUGAGGAACCCAAUCAUGAUUUGCUCACUGUCUGUUUCUGGUCGCUGUUGACGUCUUUUUAUCUCCACUUCUUGUCUUGACAAUCUUGUUAGUCUUUCCAGUUUCUUUAAUCUUUCAUCUAUGAUUCAUGUUCAUGUUGUAAGGGACUGCCAGUCAGUUUCGUUGUGCAUCAAAAUCCCAACAAUUUUUGGAAAAGGAGGAAGAAGGGCUUUGUUGGGUGGUAGUUGAGACCUCCUACUGUGUGUUGGACAUUAUGCUUACUGUGUCAAUCAUGAAGAGAAUGAUGAAAGAAUGGUGAAGAGAAAUAUGUAUACUUAUGUCUAUUUUGAAUGUACAUGUAGUUUAUAGCUAUAUACAGGUGAGGUGUACGUAUCAUAUAUUGUUGAAGUUGCCAUUAUUAGUUAGCAACUUUUGAAAUAAAUAUAUUCAUGAA
This is a messenger RNA of Lineus longissimus, 2095 nucleotides long. Its product is annotated as uroporphyrinogen decarboxylase-like. The coding region runs from base 144 to 1244 and encodes 366 amino acids. Gene Ontology annotation, biological process: heme biosynthetic process. Gene Ontology annotation, cellular component: cytosol. The transcript is spliced from 9 exons. The record is from RefSeq and is a predicted model, not a curated record. Gene Ontology annotation, molecular function: uroporphyrinogen decarboxylase activity. Lineage: Eukaryota; Metazoa; Nemertea; Pilidiophora; Heteronemertea; Lineidae.